Molecule: messenger RNA, 3875 nt
Organism: Alnus glutinosa
Lineage: Eukaryota; Viridiplantae; Streptophyta; Magnoliopsida; Fagales; Betulaceae
Product: protein LONGIFOLIA 2-like
Exons: 5
Coding region: 566-3709 (1047 amino acids)
Biological process (GO): regulation of monopolar cell growth
Source: RefSeq, a predicted model, not a curated record
AUACCCCCCCCCACCCCCCACAUUGCUAUAAGCCUAUAGCCUCUAAACAGCCUGAAGGCUGCAGAUAUAUGUGUUGAUAGUCCUUUGAAGGUGGGGCAAGUGGCAAAUUUGUGGGUCUUGGGUCCCCUCCCUUACCGUCCCUCUCUUUUUCGUUGCUUUUCGUUUUGCAGAAGAUAUUGUCUGCAUUCUUCUGUAAAACUAAAACCCCAAUAUAUACAACUGCUCAUGGAUAGUGAUAUAUCUUGGGAUGCUUUACUUUCUUUUUCCUAUUCUCUUUAUUAUCUGUUCAUUCCACUAUUUUCUGUUCUUCUCUGAAACUCCCAAAAAAAAAGAAAAAAGAGAGACUGUAAAAGAAGAACCACUCAGCUUUUCCUGCAGACUUAUUAUAUGGUCUAUGCCAAACUGGAGUGCUUUCAUUGCAAGUACGAUUAAUGCUCUGAAUGCUCUUAAGAUUCUGAAACCCAAUAUGCCUGGAGUACUGCAUUCGUUCUUGGAGAUGGGAUAUUAAGGGAAGCUAAUUAGCCAGUGAAAUUAAGCUUUUUUUUGCUUCUGGGGGGUGAUCAAAAUGUCUGCAAAGCUUUUGCGUUCCUUAACGGAUGAAAACCAAGAUCUACAGAAGCAGAUUGGGUGCAUGAAUGGCAUUUUUCAGCUCUUUAACGGCCACAAUUUCCUCAAUGGCCGACGCGUGAGCAGCCACAGCCACAGCCACAAGAGACUUCCUCCAGGGCAAAAUAGCAACCGCGCAUCGCAGCCAGAUAGUGCAUUACAGAGAGCUACAGAAAAAGAUCGGAACAAGUUGGUGAAAGAGAGAGAGAGAGUCUCCAAAGAAUCAUCCAAAACCUCUCUUUCAUCUUCCUCAUGUUCAUCUGGCUUCUCCUCUAUAGAUCAGUAUGACAAAACAGCAUCUUCGUUUAAUCAACCCAUUUUCCCUGAAACCCCCACUCGCCCCAUGAAAAAAACAAACGCUCCUUUGCAGUUAAGCCAGCAAUCCCCUGAUAUCCGAUAUGUUGUUAAAGAUUCUAUCUACAGAGAAGCCCGUGCAUUAUCAGUAAAAACUGCUGGUAAAGAGGAAGCAGUGGUGAGUACCUUGGUAUACAUAGAUUCCCCAAGGCCUUUGCAGCCACCCAAACCUGUCAAGCCCAGAGCUUCCAGUCUCGAUGAUUCAUUUCGCGUUCUUGCUAAACACCGGGAAGCAUCUAGGAAUUACCAGGAAGAGAAAGAUGGUCGUAAGCUUUCAUCACUGAAGGAUGCUCCCCGGCUCUCUUAUGAUGGAAGGCUAUCACAAUAUGCUUGCAAGUCCACCAUAAAGCUCAAAGAACUACCAAGGCUAUCAUUGGACAGCAGAGAAGGCUCCAUAAGGGGUACUACCUCUGAAACAAAAUCAAAUUUUCUUGUGAAGGAUCUGCAGAGAAGGAAUGGGAACUCCAGCAAGAUGCUUAACCAGCAGCAAGAACCAGAAAGUUCCACACGAUCUUCCAGCGUUGUUGCAAAGUUGAUGGGAGUGGAAGCUUUCCCACAGUCAACGUGGACAAGUGAGAAUCCAUCAGGGAUUAUUAGUAGCUGCCGAACAGAUAAAUCUGUUCCCUUCUCAAAAGCAUCAAGAACUGAUGGAAACAAGCAAAAUCAAAUUUCUGGGUCCCCGAGGAAGGACCCCAUCUUAGCCAGGUUGAAAAAUGUUGAAUCAGUUAUGCGGCCCACCUCGGCUUCAAGGUUUCCAACAGAUCCAGCUCCAUGGAGGCAGCCAGAUGGGAGCAGAGAUUCUCAACAAACAAAUUUCAAGUAUGAGGAAGGUACCACAAAAGCCUCAAACUCCUCCCUCUCUGUUUAUGGUGAAAUUGAACAAAGGCUGGCCAAACUUGAGUUCAAAAAAUCUGGAAAGGAUCUCAGAGCUCUUAAACAGAUACUUGAAUCAAUGCAGAAGACGAAAGAAGCAUUAGAUACCAAAAGAGAACAGGCUUCCAAUUUUGCAUCUCAAACAAGCAACAGUAGCAGUUCUCAUCAAACCUCAAAUUUAGCAAGCCCAAGAAAGCUACAAAAUAAGGACCCAAUUUCUUCCACAGUCAAGGGGUCUCAUUCUCCAAAGAGUUAUAAAUCCCCAACAGUCAUCAUGAAACCAGUUAACCUUAUCAGAAGAACAUGUGAUCAUGCUUCCACCAUAAUUCCAACUGAAAGUAUGUCAGGUCUCUGCAAGCAUGGUGACACUGCAGACGGGAGAAAGGUUGACAUGCGAACAGCUAAAGAUAUAACUCCAAGAAGCAAUCAUCUAAAAGACCAUUGCAGUCCACCGUCUCGCUCCACAGAUAAGAAAACACAUGCAAAAACUUCAAAAUCAACAUCAGCCUUAAAGGUGCCCGGACACAUCAUUGGAGAAAAAAAGACAAGCUCAGUUACUGUGAGCCCGAGACUGCAACAAAGGAAUUUCAGAUUGCAGCAGGAGUCACCUCACACCAUCUCGUCAUCAGAUUCAAGCAAGAUCAUUAGCCAAUGUACAAGACAACCAACAGGAUCAAACUCACCAGGUAGAAAACUCAGACUAAAAUCUCACAGUUUGCAGCAAUGCAAUGACCAAUUGAGCAAGACCAGCAGUGACAUGAGAGAUUUAAGUCACCAAGGUGACACCGUUUCUCUGCAAUCUGAGAGCAACAUUAGCUCAGGCUCUCAUAUUGACACACAAGUUACAAGCACCAAUAAAUCUGAUAAGAUCAAUACCACCUUCUUCCAGCACUAUUGCCAGAAACAAGAGAAUCCAGAAGGGUUCGGCAAAGACAGGUUGAUGGUAGAACCUGCAAUAGCUACCUUGGAACAACCAAGUCCUGUCUCUGUUCUUGAUGCUACAUUUUACAGAGAUGAGUCGCCAUCUCCUGUGAAGAAGAUAUCAAAUGCCUCUAAAGAUUAUGAGGCUCUAAAUCCUGAUGAAGCGGAAUGGAAUCCAGGAGAUCUAGCUCAAUUGCAGAAGAGCAGACAACCAAGAUUCAGUGCUGACAUUGAUCAUAAGAAACUAGAAAACAUCCAGCAUUUAGUACAGAAUCUUCAGCAAAUAAACUGUACUGAAGAGGAACCCACCACCAAUUACAUUGCACACCUCCAAGAGGGCACAAAUUCAGACCACAGGUACAUUUCAGAAAUAUUGUUAGCAUCAGGUGUCCUUAGAGAUCUUGACUCUGGCUCGAUGACCUUUCAGCUCCAAGUUGACGGCUACCCCAUUAAUCAUAACUUGUUGCUUGCAUUGGAACAAAUUAAGGCAAGUAAAGGGAUCUUAAAUGAUAAACAAAGUGAUAAAAGGAUUAUUAAGUCAGAACCUGCUGAGAACAUUCAAAGACUACUGAUAUUUGAUACUGUUAAUGAAAUUCUAGCUCGUAAGUUACUGUUGGGAGGUCCUCCCCAGCAGUGGUUCUCACCAAAUAAGCUAGGAGGAAGAAAAACAAGAGGGCAGCAGCUUCUGGAAGAACUGUGUUCAGAGGUAGAUCAGAUACAGAACAACAACUUGAACAGAAGCCUAGAGGAGGAUGACAGUUUGAGGAGCAUCAAAUGGGAAGAUUUAAUGCAUCGAUCAAUGGAUUGGACAGACUGCCACAGUGAAAUUCCCGGGGUAGUUUUGGAUGUUGAAAGGUUGAUCUUUAAAGACUUAAUAACUGAAGUUCUGUACAGUGAGGGAGCUGGUCAGCAAGGCCGACCUGGUAGGCCUUGCAGGAAGCUGCUUUCCAUGUAGGGGUUUUGGUAACAUAGUUUUAGAUGAGAUUCAAUCUUCUUCUUUUUUUAGAUGGUUGGAGUUUUACUCUUUAUAAAAUCCCAAUAAUACUUGAGUAAGAAUGUAGCUCUUUGCUAGCCUGUAAAUCUCCAUUUGAGGCUUAUAACAUACAGGUAAAUUAUAGUCA